This is a messenger RNA of Penicillium roqueforti, 777 nucleotides long. RefSeq names its product DUF5315 domain-containing protein. Lineage: Eukaryota; Fungi; Ascomycota; Eurotiomycetes; Eurotiales; Aspergillaceae. Bases 1 to 777 code for a protein of 258 amino acids. The transcript has a single exon. The record is from RefSeq and is a predicted model, not a curated record.
AUGGAUUUGUCAAGAAAACCCACGAAUCCAAACCCUCAACGUCUGCCUCCUCCAGCCCUUUUCCAGGGCCCACCAUCACACAAUACCUCUAAUAUCUCCUUACCCGUCCCACCUGCAACCUCACCGUUAGCAACUGCCUCUGGCCAACCCCCACCCCUGAAACGGAAUCGGUCAUCUCGGCUAGCCGAGAGCGCAAAUACUGAGAAGUCGAGCUUGUUAUCACCCUUUGUAUCACGCCGCGCCUCCAAACAUGAUGUCGACGGAUCCGAUGCCAUCUGGCAGGAGAUGCAGAACGCUUUGUCAGAAGUGGAACUUAGCGCUGUGACGAGCGAGAAUGUCUUCGGCGCAAAGCACUCUGAAGCAUUGGAAGAUUUACGCAUGAAACAGUUGAAGCUCGCCCAAGCCUGGGCACGUAGUGAAGCAGACGAUGAAGUUGUGGAUCCCGGCCACAGCGGUGCCGAAGAAGCCAGUGGAAAAGCUAGCUUGGCGCGGCGAGGUAUUGAAGAUGAAUCAGCGACAGAAGCUAGCGCAGGUCAAGGUUCGGUAUCGUACCGUACGUUGGAUGACGAGACCGAGAAAGACAUCCGUCUUGCGCGAAAGCGCCGCGAGGCCAAUGACCGGUACUUUGACCGGGUCAACCAGGGCGUUUUGGAUGUCGUUGCUAAACUGGAGGAGGUAUCUCAGGCCAUGCGCACCGUCGAGCGGGAAAGCAAGGAUAUCUGGAGCGACUCAGAUAGUGUCACGACAACUGCACCGUCAUCAACUAAUACAAGCUGA